Messenger RNA from Paramacrobiotus metropolitanus, 1329 nucleotides. Its product is annotated as purine nucleoside phosphorylase-like. Gene Ontology annotation, molecular function: purine-nucleoside phosphorylase activity. Gene Ontology annotation, cellular component: cytoplasm. Gene Ontology annotation, biological process: nucleoside metabolic process. Bases 156 to 1130 code for a protein of 324 amino acids. NCBI's taxonomy places the organism in Eukaryota, Metazoa, Tardigrada, Eutardigrada, Parachela, Macrobiotidae. The transcript is spliced from 9 exons. The record is from RefSeq and is a predicted model, not a curated record.
UUGAUUUAAAGCUGCAUUGAAGGGCUUCUUUUGUGUGGUUAUGCAAUCAACUCGGACAACGUCGUGGUUACAGAAAUCUGCAAGGGCGCAAGUGUCAAAUUGCCAUUAUUGCUUCCUUUUAAUUUUUUAAACCCUUUGUUACAAUCGUACCAAUAAUGGCUCAAAAGAUGGAGGAUUUGUCACCCGACUCGUUCAAAGACAUCUUCGAAGAAUACGAGACCAUUGCCAACUCCUUGCGGGAGAAGACACGACAUCGUCCGAGGAUUGCUAUCAUCUGCGGCUCAGGAUUGGGUGGCCUGGGCGACCUGAUUGAAGAAAGGGAUGUGGUGGAAUACGAAAAUAUUCCCUACUUUCCUGUUAGUACCGUCCCGGGACAUGUGGGAAGACUAAUUUUCGGCAAAUUAAGCGGAGUUGCGGUUGUGUGCAUGCAAGGCAGAUUUCAUUUCUACGAAGGGUGGAAGAUGAGAGAGGUGACAAUGCCGGUUAGAGUAUUUAAACUCCUUGGCGUGCACACUCUGAUUGUCACAAAUGCUGCCGGAAGUGUUAACCCGAGCUACAAAGUGGGAGAUUUGAUGAUAAUAAAAGAUCACAUAAAUUUUCCGGGACUUUCUGGUAACAAUGCUUUGAUGGGGCCGAACGACGAAAGAUGGGGAGCAAGAUUUCAGCCACUGAAUACCGCAUACGACACUAAACUCAGAAAGGUCGUGAAAGAAAUCGCUUCGAAUAUCGGAUUACGAGACCACACUCAUCAAGGUGUAUAUGCAAUGCUGAGCGGUCCAACCUUCGAGACUCCGGCUGAAGCACGUGCGAUGCGGGUUCUCGGAGCCGAUUGCUGUGGAAUGUCAACCGCCCCGGAAACAAUUGUCGCCAGGCACUGUGGACUGCGCGUUCUGGGCAUAAGUCUGAUAACGAAUUUGAUAGUCGUGGAAGAUGACACCGAAUUCGGACCCAACCACGAGGAAGUACUUCAGGUCGGUAAGCGACGAGCGGCGCAUUUGCAACAGUUGGUCGGCGAAGUGGUGACGUGGAUCCAGCAAGAGGAGCAAACGGAACCGCAAAGGUCACCGGAAGUUGCUGCUGUGUUAGUGAACCAUGCUCCGCCGAAAUCAUGUCCCCAUUCCAUACCGUAAACUCAUUACAUGACUAGUACUCAACUUAUUUUAACUGUUUUCACCGUUAACAAGAUGAAAGCCACAGCAAAACCGAGUAGAAAAUGAGUGAUGAAUACGCAACAGCGCUUAUAAAUAUUUCGGCUUUUAUUGUGUAACAAUUUUAUAAGCUGUGAUCGCAGCUGAUUGUAAGCAACAAUAAAAUCUUUAAUUAUAGUAA